Molecule: messenger RNA, 563 nt
Organism: Nannochloropsis gaditana CCMP526
Product: ankyrin unc44
Exons: 3
Coding region: 105-563 (152 amino acids)
Molecular function (GO): protein binding
Source: RefSeq, a predicted model, not a curated record
AGCCAUAGGCGUCAGCAUAGCCUUUUGACUUCCAAGACCGCAGCAGUUGACUUGAUUCCCCUUCGGAAGAUCGUGAUUCAAAGCUUUCAAGAGUCUAGUACAGCAUGAGAAGGGAGCAGGACGGCAGUAUAAGCAGUGCAAACGGUCUUGGCAGAGACAUAGAGGCCCAUGGACCAGAUACCAUCCUUUAUUAUGCACGAGCUGGGGACCUGGACGGAAUGAUGGCCAUGGUACAGGAGGACCCGAGCCAAGCGAAUUACCAGCGGAUCGUCACCCCCCUUAUGUGGGCGAGUUACUGUGGGCACGCGCACAUUGUCUCAUUCCUCCUGGAAUGCGGCGCGCACAUCGACCAGGCGGAGGAAGGAAAAUCACGCACGGCCCUCUACCUAGCCUCGGGACGUGGCCACGUCCAUGUGGUGUCCCUCCUUCUGGAAAAAGGCGCGAACCCGACCUUGAAACGUAAAGGUGGCUGGUGCCCGUUGUCGGUUGCGGCCAGCGAGGGCCACGUGGGCGUGGUCCGCGUCCUCUUGGCCAACCCCAGGGGGCGAUUCGAGCAUUGUUGA